GGCUGCGCCGGACUUCACUGCGCAGACACCAAGGCCACCUGAACCUCAGUUUCCAACAGCAUCGCACAACAGUUGCCGACGUCAGCCAAAACGCGCCAUCUACGAAAUCCACGAGAGUCGAAAUCGUGCAGGGCCGAAAGCGCUGCCAGCCACGCUCGCCAGAACCUGCACGCAAACAAGCACAAAAUUCUAUACUGAUGAAGCUGGACUGCGACUUCUCCACCGGCCUCCGUCUUCCUUGAAGGAUGACGAUGGCCACGGCCGCGCAGCUCCCGUCUGUGGUGGCUGUCACAGGCCGGUUGCAGGCCCUCCUGGAGCACGCGCGGAGCCUGAAGCCAGAAGUAAGCGUUGAACCUCCGUUACCCACCCGUGAGAUUCGGAACGCAGCAGAUGGACUCCAGGACGACUUUGAAGAAGAUCACGAGCAAGCUUACAGAAAUACCACUGUUGAAAUGGCGGCGCGCGAAAUCUUCUACGCUUUAAUCAGCUCUACGGACAUUGACGCUCCCGCUUUUGUGGAAGUAUGGAACCUCCUCGACAUAUUAUUACUAUGUGGAGACCUCGGAAGGUGCACGCCGGAGCUUGUGUGUUGGCUCAUCGAAGAGCUCCUGGACAGCCAAACCACUCGCGGAUGCAGGACUGUCUUUGACUACCUCGAGUCGCGCCGCGAAAGGCUUGCGCAAAAAGACUUUCACAAGAAAAACCUCGUCUUCUUGCGAGCAUGCAACGAGCUCUUACGCCGGCUCAGCAGGGCCGAGGAUGCCAUAUUCUGUGGCCGGGUCUUCUUUUUCCUGUUUCAGACAUUCCCCCUCGGCGACAAGAGCUCCGUCAAUCUUCGCGGCGAAUUUCAUGUGGAGAACACAACCAAGUUCGAGGUUCAAGAUGAUGCCACCAAGCAAAAUGGAGAUCAGAUGGAGGUGGAUGUGAAGACGGCCAAAACUGAGCCUGAUACCCCGAAAGCUGCUACGCCUCAGCCUCCAACCAAACCUGGCGGCAAAGCGAUCCCAGCCAAAGCGGCUCCCAAGAAGGCGAAGGAGGAAGUGCUUUCUAAUAACGAGCUCUACCCGAUGUUUUGGCGACUGCAACAAGACUUCUCCGACCCCACCAGACUCUUCACAGACGUCAAUUUCCAAGCGUUCCAAAGGGCCCUCGGCAGCACGAUCGCGAAGUUCAAGAGCACAUCGACAGUGGUGCAGACCAAGGCCACAGAGGAUGGCAAACGAGGGACGAAGCGCAAAUUGGGAGAGCACAGCGACAUGGGCGUCGAAAGCAACGGUGAUAGCGACCACUUCGUGGACAACUACAACCCCAAGUACUUGACCAGCCGCGACCUUUUCGAUCUAGAGCUGAGCGAUCUCGCAUUCCAGCGACACAUCCUGGUGCAAGCGCUCAUCUUGAUUGACUUUCUCGUCUCUCUGACGGAGAGAGCGAAGAAGACGCUGGCGACUUUGAACCCCACAAACAAAGCUAUGCUCCACAGCUUCACUCUCAAUGAGGAGGACACGAAGUGGGCCACCGCCACUCGAUCAACCAUCACGAGUUACUUGUCCUCGACGCAGGAAGGGAGGCUUUUCAAUCGCAUGGUCGAGACAGUAUUGGCGCGUGAUAAGAAUUGGGUGCGAUGGAAGAUCGAAAGCUGUCCAUCCAUCGUCCGCGAUGCCAUCUCUGCCGAGGCCGAACUGGAGGCUCGCAAGGGAGCGCAAGAAGCGACGAAGAUCCGGCGCGUGCCCGAGAAGCCAGUCGGUGCGAUGGACUUGUUUUUCUUAGAGGAAGGAAGCGGUGGCGGUUUGGAGACGCUGAAAGAUCCCGCGCGAUAUACGAUCCCGACUAUCGAAGAGCUCAUCGACGGCAUCAAGAACGACGAAUUAGAUCUAGACAUGGCGAUGGAUGACGAUGAGAAAGCCAUGCUGGAGAAUGCAAUGGCGAAUAAGCGAUGGCGAAUUCUGCGGCAAGCGAGAGCGGGUCGAUUGGGGCUGUUGGACCGCGUUGAGCCUGGGAAGGAUCUGGAUGCGGUGUUUCGGCCUGUGAAGGAGGACACUCCGAAGGAGGAGGCUACGGAUGAAGCCGAGGUGGUUUUGAAUACGGAUUCGAAUGAUGGCAUCGAGACUGCCGAUGGAAUUAUUGCUACGGAGGCAGAGGCCGCAGAAGGCAUUGUUGCGGAGGAAGUCGAGGCCGCUGAAGACAGUGCCGAGGCGAAUGUCGAGGAGACACCGGCUGAGAGUGAAGGGAACGGCGAGGCAGACUCGUCAAUGGCAAUAGAGGAGACCUCACAACCAGGCACUGCGACGGAGACGGCGGUGGAUCCAUCAGAGGCUCUGUCAGAGGUUGCUGAUGAAGGCACUGCAGUGCAGUAGAGUCGCACCAGACCUUCCGCUACCGAAGUUGAAUCUCGACCAUUCCUUCUGAUAUUAAUUAACACACACCCCAGGUCGAGCUACAAAUUGCCAUUUGCAAGCCCGUGUGGGCUACCAUGUUCAAUCGACCUUGCACGCUACACUUCGAACAUUCAUUG
Molecule: messenger RNA, 2512 nt
Organism: Neohortaea acidophila
Lineage: Eukaryota; Fungi; Ascomycota; Dothideomycetes; Mycosphaerellales; Teratosphaeriaceae
Product: THO complex subunit 1 transcription elongation factor-domain-containing protein
Exons: 1
Coding region: 246-2354 (702 amino acids)
Biological process (GO): regulation of DNA-templated transcription elongation; mRNA export from nucleus
Cellular component (GO): THO complex part of transcription export complex
Source: RefSeq, a predicted model, not a curated record